UAUAUGCAUCAAAACUUUCGAAAAUGGAAUUAAAUUGAAAAUUCAUGACAAAAUCAUACACAAAUCGGUGCAAUUAAUAGUAAUUUAUCCUUAAUAUUUCCUUUUAAGUUUCUUAGGUUUAUCUCCUCCUGGUCAACACCAACUUAAGUAUUUAACUUGGUUCGGACAUCAGAGCUUCAGACAAGAAAGGAAAAAAAAAAAAAAAAAAAAAAAAAAAAACAUACUCCAUCAGUCAGCCAUAACUUGACACCAUAUCUGCUAAACCCCUCAAACUUGAGCCCGAGCUCAAGCAACAAUGGCGAUACUCCCAACUGAUUUAAUCGCCAUUAUUCUCUCUAAAUUACCUGUCAAAAUCCUACUCCGUUUUCUAUCCGUCUGCAAAUCCUGGAAUUCCUUAAUUAAAACCCCCAAUUUCAUCAAACUUCACCUCAAUCAAACCCUAAUUUCCAACUCCGAACGUCAUCUUCUUCUCUACUACCCUUUUCUAUAUUCUGCAGAGCUCGACACCCACCAUGACCAAAUCACCUUCUCGGAGCUCCACCACCCUCUCAACCCUCAGCAAGUUCACCUCUUUGGCUCCUGCAAUGGCGUCAUUUGCAUCGCCGAUCCCUCCAAAACCGACAUUGUCUUGUUCAAUCCGAUCAUCAAAUCGUACCGUAAUCUCCCUGUUAAUCAAAUUUCUGAACCUAAUCUUGGUUAUAUGUUGUUUGGAUUUGGGUACGAUAGUAAGAACGACGAUUACAAGGUUUUGUGUUUGGUUCAGGGGUUUACAGCUAACCAGGUUUUCUUCACUGAAGCGAAAUUGUAUAGUUUGAACAACAAUUCAUGGAAAUCUGUUCAAGGUAUCUCAUUUUAUAUCCUUUAUGCUGAUUGUCAUGGUAUUCUUGUUAAUGAGGCUUUACAUUACAUGGUGAACUCCAAUGAAGUGGGUGGUUUAGAAGGUAAAUUCAUUGCUAAGUUUGAUCUUCAGACUGAGAGUUUCUCGCUUAUUGAUUGCCCGAAAUUGGUUGAUGAGAGUGAGAGUAAUUUGAUGAUACAAAUAACAGAAUUGGGUGGGUGUUUAUGUGCUAUGGUGAAUUAUCAUAAAGUAAUUAUACUGGAUGGUCUGAAACGUGUCGAUUUUUGGGUAAUGAAGGAGUAUGGAAACAAAGAGUCUUGGGUUAAAUUGUGUAGUAUUGGCCAGGAUUGUAUUAGGAGUAAUUUGCAGAUCAAGCCUAUUGUUUACUCCAAAGAUGGGAAAAGGAUUUUUCUGGAGAUAGACUCUUUGAAGUUUGGUUGGUAUGAUUUGGAGUCCAAUAAUGUUGAUAAAUUUACACCUCAUGGACUGCCCGGGGGAGCUUUGGAGACGGCGAGUUUUGUUGGCAGCCUUGUUUUGAUCGGAAAUGAGCUGUGUUCCGAAAAGGAAACCUUGCCAAAGAAGAAGAAAAUUUCUGUGGAUAAUUUUCUGUCUAUGGGGUUCAAGCUGAGGCUAUGACCUAAUUGAAGAUGUUACUGCUGGGAAUGUGUUUAGAAUUGUGUAAUAUGGCUAAGGCGACGAUUAGAGCCCUACCUUUUAUGAUUUUUACAUGAAGAGACAGAGAAAAGGGCCAUUGCAAGGAUGUGGAAGCAUUUCUUGUUGUAAAUUUAUUAAUAUAUACCAUCUGUAGUACUUAUGGUGAAAACUUCUAUUGGGGAAAACUUUAUGCUACUUAAUCUGCUA
Molecule: messenger RNA, 1699 nt
Organism: Chenopodium quinoa (quinoa)
Lineage: Eukaryota; Viridiplantae; Streptophyta; Magnoliopsida; Caryophyllales; Amaranthaceae
Product: F-box protein CPR30-like
Exons: 3
Coding region: 296-1474 (392 amino acids)
Molecular function (GO): protein binding
Source: RefSeq, a predicted model, not a curated record